CUGAACUAUUGUAAGUAAACAAAAAGUAUUGCAGACGUUAGGCUGUAGAAUAUUUAAUUAAUACACAGGUUUCCGAUAUCUAUUGUUCCAGUUACAUUUAGAUGUACUGAUCUGUGCAGUAAAGAUAAGUAAAAUGGGGGACACAAAAAUUGACAUUCCUCAGAAGUCUGAGAGUGUACGAGUGGUGGUACGAUGUCGACCCAUGGCUUCAACCGAGGAAAGUAAGGGAUUUGAACGAGUUAUUGAUAUGAACACAAAAAAGGGAAUAAUUGAAUUGAAGAAUCCAAAAUUAAGUGCUGCUGAACCGAAGAAAACUUUCACAUUUGAUUCAGUGUAUGAUUGGAACUCUAAGCAGCGAGAUCUGUAUGAUGAAACAUUCAGAGAUCUUGUGGACAACGUCCUGCAGGGUUUCAAUGGCACAAUAUUUGCCUACGGCCAGACUGGAACUGGGAAGACUUUCACUAUGCAGGGAGUGAAAAAUGACCCAGAAUUGAGAGGAGUUAUUCCAAAUUCAUUUGAACAUAUCUUCAACCACAUUUCCAACUCUGAAAACCAGCAGUACCUCGUGAGGGCAUCAUACCUUGAGAUAUACCAGGAAGAGAUUCGAGAUUUGCUAUCAAAAGAUCAGAAGAAAAGGCUGGAGCUGAAAGAGCGACCAGACACCGGGGUUUAUGUGAAGGAUCUGUCAUCAUUUGUCACAAAAAGUGUGCGAGAGAUAGAGCAUGUGAUGAAUGUGGGAAAUCAAAACAGAUCAGUUGGUGCCACUGACAUGAAUGAGCACAGCUCCAGAAGUCACGCCAUCUUCAUCAUCACCAUUGAGUGUAGUGAGGAAGGUGAGGAUGGGGAGAACCACAUCCGAGUAGGUCGUCUCAACCUUGUGGACCUCGCUGGCAGUGAGCGCCAAGCCAAAACUAAGGCUGAGGGACAAAGGCUAAAGGAAGCCACAAAGAUCAACCUUUCCCUGUCAGCCCUGGGUAAUGUGAUAUCUGCACUGGUUGAUGGCAAGAGCACCCACAUACCUUACAGAGACUCUAAGCUUACAAGAUUACUUCAAGAUUCAUUAGGAGGAAAUGCAAAGACAGUGAUGGUCGCCAACAUUGGACCUGCUGAUUACAACUUUGAUGAAACGAUGAGCACACUCAGGUAUGCAAACAGAGCAAAGAACAUCAAGAACAAACCAAAGAUCAAUGAAGACCCGAAGGACGCCCUGCUGAGGGAGUUUCAGGAAGAGAUUGCCAGGUUGAAGGCAUCCUUGGCAGGGAGAGGAGGUCCAAAGAAAAAGAAAAAGAGGAGGACAAGAAGGAAUGACAAUGGAGAGAUAAUUAGUGAGUCUGAGGAAGAAGAUGAUGAUGAAGAGGAGGAGGAGAUUGAGAGUAAGGAGGAGGAUUUGGAGGCAUACAGGCAAGAACAGCAGGCAAACCUCGAAAAAGAAAAGGAGUCCAUUCUUAACAAUAGGAGCAUGAUGCAGGCUGAAAAAGACAAGAUCCUUCAAGAGAUCCAAGACAAAGAGAGCACGAUGAACAAGGAGAAGGAGGCCAGAGAUCAAUUAGAGUCAAAAAUAAAGGCGAUGGAAAGCAAACUUCUUGUUGGCAACAUUGUGGACCAUACCAACGAGCAGCAGAGAGCCCUAGAGCAGCGCAGAAGGGAGAUUGCGGAACAGCAGCGUGUUGAGCGUGAUAUCCAACAGAAAUUAGAGGAAAAGGAGGAAGCGGCCGUUGACCUCCAGGAGACCUACGUGUCCUUGCAGCAGGAGGUUGAGGUCAAAACAAAGAAACUAAAAAAGUUGUUUGCGAAGCUGCAGGCUACAAAGCAGGAGAUCCAGGACCUUCAGGAGGAGCAUGUAAAGGAACGCCAGGAACUGGAGCAGACACAGAAUGAGCUCACUAGAGAACUCAAACUCAAACUGUUGAUCAUCGAGAACUUCAUUCCAAUUGAAGACAAAGUGAAGAUUCAGAACAGAGCCAACUUUGAUGAGGAACAAGACACAUGGGUCCUCAGAGCUCUAGCUAACAAAAAUGCUGAGACGAUGGCCAAAAGACCAAAGUCAGCCCUAGGAAACAGACGUCCUGUGUCAGAGUAUGCCAGGAUGGCCGCUGCCAUGGGGGGAAACCCACGGUUCAAGGGUGAGAACAUAAUCAUGGUUGAGCUGGACAUGCCUAACCGGACAACACGCGACUAUGAUGGACCCCAGGUGGCUCCCCGCAUCCAGGCCGCCCUUGAUGCAGCCCUACAGGAUGAGGCAGAUCUGGAACUGGAUGGCAGCCCUGCUAUAUUUAAGACUGACAGGAAACGAAAGGAUGCAGGAAAGUCUAGACCAAAAUCAGCCUUGAAGAGCAAUGUGGACAAAUCACAACUGUUUCCCAAGGCCCGGGGACUGGUUAAUAAAAAUUGACACAGUAACCAAUACUUGUUCGAUUAUAGCAUUUUAAGAUGAGCAGAUUGUAGUAUUCAGUUGGAUACUGUUUAUCAAUUAUUGAUUAGAACGUCGAAGUGGAGAACAAAUUGAGGCGCUUGUAUUUUUAUGUCAAAUAUUUAAUUGUUUAGCGCUAUACAUGCCAUGCAUAUUAUUAGAAUGAUCUCUCUCCUCUUGAAAACAUUGUAUAGUUGUCGGAAAUAUGGUUCAAAUAAAGAAUUUAAUUCAUUUAAUGAGAUUACAAUGGUUAAAAACUUAAAAUUCUUGUGAAGCUUGUAAAUGUCAUGCAUAAAGAAAAAUGUCUUAUUGUUAGACAAUUGCGACAAGCAAACUAACUGCAACAAAAAUGUUUCACUAUUAAUCACUAUGUGAUAUGUUGGUAUUCACAUGUGAACAGCAAACAUUUAUUAAUGAACUAUGUUUGUUAAGUUAAAGGGCUCAGGGAUACAUGAUGAUAACACUGUCAAAAUAUGUAUAAAAUAUACUACAAAAAGUUUGUACAUGAAUUCAUGCAGUUGAUUUAUACUGCUGAUUUCAUUUACUAUAAACACAAGUACUGGGUAAUCUUUGGUGUAUUCUGAUGAUAUUCAUAUAAUUAUAUAUAUAUAUAUAUAUAUAUAUAAACUAUUAUGUCAAUUACUUAACUGGUGUAAGAAAACUGUACUGAGACUGUUAAGAAGGGAGCCCUAAGGUUGUGGACCAUAACAAUGAUGUGCCAACUUGUAUGGAUUUGAAGAUAUUACAUGGGAGACAUCUGUCGGCUUAUUCUCUAUUGCAAUGAUGAGCAUCCAUGUAAUCUGUUGCAAGUUGUAACUGCUCUCAUCUGUAGUGCUGCCACGACAAUGAGCAUCCAUGUAAUCUGUUGCAAGUUGUAACUGCUCUCAUCUGUAGUGCUGCCACAACACAACUGUGAUAUUUUGUUUUGCGAAUGUACAUAUUUUUACCAACUUAUUUAUUUUACACUGAACGUUUUCUAUACAUAUUUAUUGAGUAAAUUUAGUGUUGUUCAAUUGUUUGAUUGUUGUAUUGAACUGCAGAAUAUUUUGUUAUUAAAUCAAUGGAUGACACGGUUUGAAUUUUCUUUUUAGUUCUGUUAUAUAAAUAGUAGAGAAUGUCAAGUGUACUAACUAUUGUCCAGGCUGCUCCAUCUACCUGUUGUUAGUUUUGGUUCAGUUGGGAAAUACAUGCAAAUUCAAACAUUUCUUUUUCAAAGUACCUUCAUUAAUCUGAUGUUCAUGUAAAGUGUAAAACUGUUUUUUUGUUUCAAGCAAAACAUAUUGUCCUAUUGUCUUAUACUUGUAGUGUUACCAGUAGCUACUCGAUCAUACAUUAAUUUAUUUUUAUAGUAUCUUAUGUAAGACCAAUCCAUUUUAAUUUGCUUUGAAAGUAUUAAAAAUAUAUGUUAUGAAUAAAAAAUCUCACUUUUUACAGAUCUGCUAGUCUUUGUUUAAUAAAAAAUGGUUACAUGUAAUAUACAGUAUACAUUAAUUCUCAAUCACUUGACGUUGAGGCUAAUCAUAUGAAAUCCGUCCUUAUUUUGUUUUGUUGAUUUUUCUUUUGUUCUUAAAGGGUUAUUGCAUAGGAUUGUAACUUAAAAUGUUGAUUAUCUACAAUGUACACUUCGAUCAGAAUGUAUGUGUAUUUUCUGACAUAAACAUUGUACAUCAUCUUUUAUUUAUUAUUCAUAUACAAGUUUAGAUCAUGUGUUCUUGUUUUGUUUCUUUUGUCUCAUUUACUUGCAAACUGAAGUUGUACAUUUCGCUGUAAUUUGAUUAUAAAUUUCAACUUUGAUUAUUUGUGAAUAAAACUGAUCAACCAUUA
Molecule: messenger RNA, 4234 nt
Organism: Mya arenaria
Lineage: Eukaryota; Metazoa; Mollusca; Bivalvia; Myida; Myidae
Product: kinesin-II 95 kDa subunit-like
Exons: 23
Coding region: 134-2392 (752 amino acids)
Biological process (GO): microtubule-based movement
Molecular function (GO): microtubule binding; ATP binding; microtubule motor activity
Source: RefSeq, a predicted model, not a curated record